This is a messenger RNA of Sclerotinia borealis F-4128, 1836 nucleotides long. Lineage: Eukaryota; Fungi; Ascomycota; Leotiomycetes; Helotiales; Sclerotiniaceae. The record is from the annotation of a GenBank genome assembly.
AUGACAUACAAAUCUUGGCCUUACACAAAUGAUAAUGGGAAUACCGAAAAUGCUGGAGCCACAGUAGUAACGGAAGGACUAAUUGAGACUGACUUGUUAAUUGUCGGAGCCGGACCUGCUGGGGCAUCUUUGGCUUGUUUUUUGGGUCACCAUGAUCUACGAGGAAUGAUUAUCGCGGCCACUCCUGGUACGGCAGAUACUCCUCGGGCUCACAUAACCAACAUGGCAGCCAUGGAAUGUUUGCGUGAUAUAGGGUUGGAAGAAGAGUGUUUACAAGUAGCUGUUAAGGGUGAUGCGAUGUUACAUACGCGAUGGUGCCGUGCUUUAGCUGGUGAGGAAUAUGCAAGAAUUUACUCAUGGGGAAAUGAUCCUAAACGUGCUGGUGAUUAUGAUGCCGCAAGUCCAUGCAACCACGUUGAUAUCCCUCAGACGGUUCUCGAGCCGAUCUUGAUUAACCGGGCCUCUCACAGUGGGUUUAAUUGUCGAUUUGAUACAACCUUUUUAUCAUUUGAACGAGACUCGAUAUCAGGUACAAUUAACAGCAAAGUCCAAGACGGCCUAACGAAGCAAAUCUAUCAUAUCAGAUCGAAAUAUUUAUUUGGAUGUGAUGGAGCCCGAAGUCAAGUCCUCAGACAAUUACAGAUCCCAUUGAUCAAGAAGCCUGGACAAGGCUUGGCCAUUAAUGUACUGGUCAAAGCCGAAUUGGGUCAUGUCAUGGAAAAUAGGAUGGGAAAUUUACAUUGGGUUAUGAGACCUGAAGAGGAACAUGCUGCAUUUGGGUGGACUGCUAAUGUUAGAAUGGUGAAGCCUUGGAAUGAGUGGAUGUUUAUUCUUUUUCCUUCUCCUGAAGCCGGAACGUCUUUCAAACCCUCUAAUGAAGAGUAUCUAAAAUGUAUCAAAGAUAUGAUUGGAGAUGACUCGAUUCCCGUGGAAAUACUCGGAGUAUCCAAAUGGUUAAUCAAUGAAACGGUCGCAGAAUACUACUCCGAUGGAAACAUUUUUUGCCUCGGUGAUGCAGUCCACCGCCAUCCUCCACUUAAUGGCCUAGGAUCUAACACUUGCAUUCAAGAUGCAUAUAAUCUCGCUUGGAAGAUUGCCUACGCCUUGAAAGGGAAAGCAAAUGGUGGCAUCCUCGACUCCUAUAAUGUCGAACGCCAACCAGUUGGUCAAUCCAUCAUCACGCGAGCCAACCAAGGGCUUCGAGAUCACGGCCCAGUAUGGGAAGCUUUAGGAAUGAUGGACCCAUCCAUCGAGACUCGGCGAAAACACUUUGCAGAGCUCUCUGAGGCCACUCCUCAAGGGGCAGCGCGUCGAGCACGAUUUCAAACUGCAAUAGAAGGAACCGCACGUGAAUUUCAUGGUGUUGGUAUUGAGAUGAAUCAAAGAUAUGAAUCUUCUGCUGUCUAUUCUUCCAAUGAAAAGCCAAGACCGUCGUUGCCAGCAGAUCCAGUUCUCGAUCAUGAGAUUACCACUUAUCCUGGAAGUCGGCUCCCACAUGCGUGGCUUAACACCAAGGUUCCAGGCAAACAAUUCUCGACGAUUGAUCUUGCUGGACAUGGGAGGUUUUGUCUUCUCACGGGAAUUGGAGGAGAAAAGUGGAGACCUGCUGCCGCAAAGGCCGCAGAAAUUCUUGGGCUUGAGAUCAACGUAUACUCGAUUGGCUGGAGGCAAGAUUACGAGGAUGUAUAUUUUGAUUGGGCAAGACGAAGAGAAGUUGGCGAGAGUGGAUGUGUGCUGGUGAGACCUGAUAGAUUUGUGGCUUGGAGAUCUAUGGAAAUGAUGAAUAUGCCAAACGAGAAGUUGUUACAGGUGUUGAAGACUAUCUUGAGUUGGUAG